GCGAGAGAAGAAUAAGUUUGGCCGCUCUAGACAUUUCCUCCAAGCGACAUCAAAUAGACGUAGAAGUCUUUCGAAUUGGUUUAGUUUCACCUUUGUCUCUUCUAUUCAGACAUUUCCAUGUGAUUUCUAUUUUCGUGCAUUACUUGAUCAUCUUGAAAUAUCAGUGAGUGUGACACUCACGACGACUUGCACCGACCACUAAACUCCACCACCACGCAGCUCCCAAAAUAUGUCGACCCCCAACCCGUCCGACUUGUUCAAGAAGUUCGCCCCGAAACUGAACAAAAACAAGGCCAAAGCGGGGAACCGACCGGCGAAUGCAAGAGGUGGAUCCUCAGGCUCGGGUGCAGCAUCCAAUGCAACUGGAUCUGGUCUUCGGGGGCAACAACAUCAUCUCCUCGGCGGGAACCAGCCAGGCGCCAAAAUCGCCGGGUUGAAAUCCAACAGUGCCUCUACCGCCGCGCAGAACGAUGUCGAAUCCUGGUUUGACGACGGCGCGCGGGAGCGCGAUCGGCAGUUGUCGAAGGAAGCGGCGAUACUGCAAAAGAAAAACAUGAUGAAGAACAAGCAAGAACUGGGGGGCGGGCUGCAGGGAUACGGAAAUAAAGCUAGUAGCGCCGCGAGAGUUUUACCAGGUGCUGCGUCCGCUUCUAAAGCAGCGACAAGUGCGACCACGGGGAGAAAUGUGUUGAAUGGAGCGGCGGGAAUAAACAAUGGCAAGAACAACAACGUGCGGGGAGUGCAGAACGGCACUACAACUCAGCGAUCCGGCAGCAGUGCUGGGAAUGCUGUGGCUCGUGCAGCGGGGAGCAGCGCUAGUGGAUCCUCCGCUCCGAAGUCCUCUCGACCGCAGCAGUUGUUGGGUGCAGCUUCCUCGUUAUGGAGGCGUCAGGAUCGAAAUCGACAAAGUUGAAGUAAUUCGUGAUGCAUAAAACGGAUACCAGUUGGCGCCUAGUUUCCAACUGGCGCAUGACAAAUUUGGGUAGAGCCGAAAUCAAGUCUGUAAUGCGGUUUGGGUAAGGAAGACGCCUUUUGUCAUGCUACUCUAGCAGCUCUAUUGCUAUCCCUCAACAGGCUUACAGCCUCCCUCCCUUGCCUACUCUGCAAGACAGGAAUUUUGUGGGUUGCAUCUUAUGCAUGACAAACUAUUUCAACUUUGACGAUUUCGAUCCUGGCGCAUCCAUACUCGUCUUCGCACAAUCAAAGCAACGCUUUCGUUCAAAACCAGCAAAAUAACAACACCUCCUUCAACCACGGCGAUUUCCACCAUAAUUAUUCCAACAACACCAUGAGCAGCAAGCUCACCUCCCGCCCGUUGACGGAGAUUUCCAAAUACGAACUCGACGACCCGAACGCAUUGUCUCGGCCGACGACCCUGCCCUUUCAGUUUCUCGACACAGAUUACUUUGGCGGGGCGAAAAGCAGAGAAUUCUUGCCGGAUAGCGCGUGGGCGGGAGCUGGUGCAGUGGUGGGAGAGGAAGAUGAUAUGGAUGGCGACAAUUAUGCUCAGCUGGUACAACUACAAACCGCUUCCGCAGGAGGGGCGAAAAGCAACAAACCCAAGACUCUAAACGACACGAUUUCGACCCACUUGAAGGAAAACGAGGACGAAGACGAGAUGGAAACUGUGCCCUCGGAGUCCGAUGAAAUUCCCUUGCGGAAGGUACUGUGAGGAAAAAUCCCCCCUCCACAUAUCGAAAAGGUAUGUUCCUAUAAUUUGUGAUGCUGAUUUGUGGCCACAAGUCCUGUCUCUCUUGCAAGAAGGCAAAUCUAAGGAACCCGCCGCCUUAUGGAGGCGAUUUGUAAUGCUGUUUCACCUACAUGGCAGGCCUCUGCUAUGCUAAGCGCCUACAACAAAACACCCCUACGCAGGCUGAGGCUUUGCCUGUAGUGCCUCACUGCAGGACAGGGCUGAUUUGUGUACACAAAUCCAGCAGCAGAAGUUUCCGCUUCAAUAUGGGGAGGGGGGAUUUUUCCUUUUGAUAGAAGGAGAAAGAGAAGCAAAGGCUGAAGAUAAAGCGAAAAUCCUCGACGUCCAGUAUAAUCAUGGACGUUGACGAGGAGGAGGAUCCUGGUUCCGCAGAAGUUCUUCCCGAGUGGGCGACUGUCCAGGCGAAAACCCGACAAGAGUACUUGGAGAUCAAGCGAAGUGUCCGAGCGCUCGCACACAACGGGAUCGUGUUGUCCGUGCGGGAGGAAGACCACGCCACCAUAUGCAUUGCAAAAGUAUCGUACUAGUUCUAGUAUGAAUUGCAAUACAAAUUUCCUCAGCAUGAGAAAUAAAUGCGGAUUUUACUUGAGAAAGAAAUUUGUAAUGCAUGAAUGGGAUUACUACAUGCACCAGCACGAUACUUUUGCACAGGAUACACCACUGUUGCCGACAAUGAUUUGAACGAGUGGACACACAUGGUCACUCCGAUGAACAUCCCGUUUGCUUCGUCCGCGUUUUACCAGCGCUACGCCAACACCCAGAACGACGUCGGGACCUUGUUUGUCUACGACGAUGGCAGCGUGGAGCUGCAGACGCUCGACGGGAUGCGGUUCGACGUGGACCUCGGGACCAUUCGCGACCAGCACGACCUGUUCGCCAAUGACCCGUAUCCUGUGCAAAAGUAUCGUACUCGUAUGACUGCACUACAAAUUUCCUCAGCAUGACAAAUAAAAUUUGUGAUGCGGAUUGACGUUAAGAAAAAGCUUUGUAAUGUAUGAUCGAAAUACGAGUACGAUGCUUUUGCAGUGCAUAACCCGCAUGCCGACGAAAUGUACGAGUUGGGCGACAUGAACCACGAACUUGUCGUGAAAACGAAAAACGACCUGCCGAAAGACCCGGAGACGCUGGCGCGGGAGGCGUUCGAGAAAGGGGAGGAGGUGGACGAAGAGGAAAUGAAAUUUUCGGAGGCCUUUGCGGAAAUGUUGAAGGAGGUCAGGGAGGGGUUUAAGAAGAAAUAA
Amoebophrya sp. A120 is the source of this 2949-nucleotide messenger RNA. The record is from the annotation of a GenBank genome assembly. Lineage: Eukaryota; Dinophyceae; Syndiniales; Amoebophryaceae.